GAAGGAAAGCAAGCGUCUUUGGCAUCAGAUUUCUCUAUUACUCAGUUCAAACACCUUGGUAGAUUGCUGAUGGUUCAUGGACGCAACAGCUACAAGAGAUCAGCAGCUCUCAGCCAGUUUGUGAUCCACAGGAGCCUGUGUAUUAGUACCAUGCAGGCUGUUUUCUCUUCAGUAUUUUAUUUUGCUUCCAUUCCUCUGUAUCAAGGUUUCCUUGUUAUAGGGUAUUCAACAAUUUACACCAUGUUCCCAGUGUUCUCUCUUGUUCUGGACAAGGAUGUGAAGUCAGAAGUUGCAAUGCUUUAUCCAGAACUAUACAAAGAUCUUACUAAGGGUCGACCACUCUCCUUUAAAACCUUCUUGAUUUGGGUUUUAAUUAGUAUAUACCAAGGUGGUAUAAUAAUGUAUGGGGCUCUUCUGUUGUUUGAUUCGGAGUUUGUGCAUGCAGUAGCCAUUUCCUUUACUUCACUCAUUCUCACUGAGUUACUGAUGGUGGCACUCACUAUCCAAACCUGGCACUGGCUCAUGAUUGUGGCAGAACUUCUCAGUCUCAGCUGCUACAUUGCUUCUCUUGUUUUCUUGCAUGAGUUCAUCGAUGUCUAUUUCAUCAUCACCUUAUCCUUCCUGUGGAAAGUCACAGUAAUCACUCUCAUCAGUUGUCUUCCCCUGUAUGUUCUGAAGUAUCUGAGAAGAAGAUUCUCUCCUCCGAGCUACUCUAAGCUUACCUCGUAGAUGCUGAGAUGUGGAUUAUAAUCCAUCCCUUUAAGGAUUCACAUCCAACAACUUGGGAAGCUUAUUUGACAAUUUCAAAUACUACUGAUGCACUAAAGUUAUAACUGUGACACUCAUGACCAACUGAUGAAUAACAAUUGUCCAGCAGACACUACCAGAGUUGCAACAUAAUGCUUCAGAGUCAUUAGUUUUAACUGCAACUAAAGUCAAAAAGGGAAUCAUGGUACUGUACAAAAGUAAGUCAGUCAGAAAAAAAAAAUGCUUAAAGAAAAAGGAACACAACCCGCUCAAUGAAAUCGUGGUUAAGCCACCAAUACAAAAUAAUUUAAAAUUGUCCCUCUUUAAUCAUUGUUUUACUUUGUUUGUGACCUUUUUCCACUAUCGUUCAGGACUUAAACAAAUUGUUGAUAUGUUUCUAUUCUCCAACUAAGUUGUACCUAUAGACUACAUGAAUUAACAUAUUUUCUUCAAUGUUUCAACCAUGUCUGUGUGUUUUCACCUUAGUUACAGGUUACAAAGGUACAGCAUCUCUUUAAUUCAGACUGAUGAUAGAAUCCCUUCUUCAAAAUGGUGAUUAAAACACUGUUUCACUGUGAGUGCCAUGGGGCCUCUUUCCAUGUGGGCUGUGGUAAUGAACACACAAGAACAAAUUCUUCAUCUAUGUUAGAACACUUAAUUCAUAAAUUGAUAUGUUCAUAGAGUCAGUGUACUUUCUAUUUUGUUAUAAAUACAUCUGUGUUUUGAAUGUGUCAUAGAUCACACGUGCACUUUAUAACCAGUGUAAGUUUUCCUAUAGUAAGGUACCCAGAAUGGCAAUUACGUACAUUUCCAGUUCUGUGUUCAGAAGGUUUUUUUUUUGUAGUAUCUCUCAGUUCAGAUAUCUGUUGCUUUGAUGAACGAGUCAAGAAUGCUGACUUAAACUUUCUAUAAAAUAAUUGCGAAGCCACAUUUUCUUUUCAUCACAUCUACUCCUACUUUUAAAUAAUAGUAGCUCUAAAAGGACUAGUUUCGCCUUCCCAGCCAUGAUUGUUUGUUUUCAUGGCUCUCUCUUCUUGACAUGAUAAAAGAGAACUGUAAAAAGAACAGAGUAAUUGUGUCAGGAGUGCUCUCAUAAAAACAUUUUUAAUUGUAAAUUGAGUGAUAAAAGUGGAUACUGGUUAUUUAAAGAUGAUACUGUGCCCUGGUGAUUCUGGAGUGAAAAGUGAGUAUAGUUAAAUCAUAUUGCAUGGUACCAUCCCUUCUGCUCAGUAAAAUUGAACUUGUGCGAGGUAAAAUAUAUGUCACUUUUUAUUAUACAGUGGAAACCUAUACACAUCAAUCACACUAAUCAU
This is a messenger RNA of Rhincodon typus (whale shark), 2060 nucleotides long. RefSeq names its product probable phospholipid-transporting ATPase IIA. Gene Ontology annotation, biological process: retrograde vesicle-mediated transport, Golgi to endoplasmic reticulum; endocytosis; phospholipid translocation. The transcript is spliced from 6 exons. The annotation marks the transcript as partial. NCBI's taxonomy places the organism in Eukaryota, Metazoa, Chordata, Chondrichthyes, Orectolobiformes, Rhincodontidae. Gene Ontology annotation, molecular function: ATPase-coupled intramembrane lipid carrier activity. The record is from RefSeq and is a predicted model, not a curated record. Gene Ontology annotation, cellular component: endosome; plasma membrane; trans-Golgi network.